UUCAACUUCAAUGCGAAGAAAGAAGUGAAAUAGAAGUUCUUACCAAUUCGAACCUUUCUAAAUACGUAAAUCGAUAACCAAUAAGGCCAACUCCAAUUGAGGAAUUCCAAAGAUGAUGUCUUCAAAGCAGGCUUCUGAAGAUCGAGGAGCUUCUCGUUCUGCUUCAUUGAGGCACACUCCAUUGCAGAUUAUCCAUUUUAUGGGCAAUUUUAUGAGAAUAUGGUCGGUUUACUCAAUGCACCAUUAUUUGUCUCAACAAGGAGCUUCAGUUGUAGGUUUUAUCUUCAGUUGUCUGGUGCCAUCUUCCAUUCUGUUUUUAGCAUUGCAAAGGCCUUGGAAAGGCAGACCACUCUCCAAUACACAGGUUGUACCAUCUAUAAUCAAUGGUGGAAUAAUGGCAUUAUACUUCAUCUUGUGGGGAAAGGGCCUCAAAUCAUGUGGCCCCCUUAGAGCUAUAAUGGCAGAGUAUGCUGGCGCUGUUCUAGGAGUUUUAUCUGCAUUACUGUAUGGACGGAGGGGUUUCAUUUGGAAAAAGGUGGGUGGACUAAUUGCGAUGGUGGGAGCAUUCUACCUCCUAUCUCAAGGAUGGGCUUUGAACACAUACUCACCAAUCUCAUUUAAAGAUAGGGUUGAUGUGGAGAUUGAGACAGAGAAAUUGAUAGGCAUGAAACAAUUGGCAAUUCCCAUCACUGCUGGAAUCUUAUCAGCUUUGAGGAGGGUGAUUGCAAGGCGUGUUUCACUCAAGAAUCAGCUUAAAAGGCGACUUCAUGCAAUAACCAUCACUUCUGCAACGUGCUUUUUGUUUCCUUUCACCAUGUGGGACGUAGUAUUAGGAUCACCUUCUGAGAGCAACACAGAGUUACCAUUUCUAACAUGGGCUUAUCUGAGCACAAUACUAUUUGGAAUUAUCUUAAUUUUCUAUAUCGACAAUAUUGCUGAGGAAAGAUUGCAUAUGGUUUUUUCUUCUCCAAGGCAUUUGGCAGUAGCUGCUGGAUGCAUCAUUAUUAUGGAGAUUGUAUACAAGAUGGACUUUUGUCUACAAGGUUUCCUGGUUUGCUCCACAAUAUUAGGCUUUGGUAUUUACGAAGCCACAUCUUUGGAUCGCUUUAGAAAAGAUUCUUUUCAGCGAACAGACCUAUCAGAUGGAAACUUUGACGACCAAAUUCAGAUGAUUCCACUUCCAACUUAACUUUAUAUCAUGAUGAAUAUGAUCUUUAGCUGCCAGGUUCACUGAGCAUGCAUUGCUCAUUUACUGAUUUCGGCUCUUGUUAUUUUCCCAUGUCAGUGUGGUUUGAGGAGCAGAAUACCGGAAUCUCAUCAAGGCAACUCCUCAAGUUCUAUUACAACUGGGAGUAACCGAGUGAGGCCAAUAUUUGUCACGGAAGGAAGGAUAGGAAUUGAUUCUGGUUCAUUUUUGUCAUCCUUUUUCUGUUUUUCUACAUUUACAAAGAGCUAUUGCUCUCAUUGUAUGUACAGUAAGUUACCCUCUGAUCCAUUAUCCAUCCUUGGAAUAUGGUCAGAUCAUCAUUCACUUGAGAUACGAGAUUUUU
Messenger RNA from Telopea speciosissima, 1550 nucleotides. RefSeq lists its product as uncharacterized. The record is from RefSeq and is a predicted model, not a curated record. The coding region runs from base 113 to 1189 and encodes 358 amino acids. The transcript has 12 exons. NCBI's taxonomy places the organism in Eukaryota, Viridiplantae, Streptophyta, Magnoliopsida, Proteales, Proteaceae.